Messenger RNA from Stegodyphus dumicola, 641 nucleotides. RefSeq lists its product as uncharacterized. Gene Ontology annotation, molecular function: growth factor activity; Toll binding. Gene Ontology annotation, biological process: innate immune response; central nervous system formation. NCBI's taxonomy places the organism in Eukaryota, Metazoa, Arthropoda, Arachnida, Araneae, Eresidae. The record is from RefSeq and is a predicted model, not a curated record. Gene Ontology annotation, cellular component: extracellular region.
UUAAAGCUUUCAAAUAUGUUUUUCGCUUUCCCUAGGCCUAUCAUUCGGCGACAGCGAGAAGAUGACGAACGACCAGCCUGUCCGGUGAGAACUCGUUUCGUGCCCCCUCAAGCCGCCCUCAACGACAACUCGGAAUGGAAAUACAUCGUAAAUGUCCAAAAUAAAGAUGCCAGAUUCAAACAAAUCAUCCGAGUAGAUGUCUGCGAGUCCCCAGGACAGCCAUGUACCAGAGAGAUCUCUUUACCUUUUGGUUUUGUGAGUCGCUGCAAACAGAAGUUCAUCAAGAAGAAACUUCUAGCAUUAGACUCAGAUGGUCAAGGCACAUCCGCAGAGAACUUUUUCAUUCCCUCAUGCUGUGUCUGCCACGUGACUAGGACAACCCAAAGACGAUGACAACGACUGCGACAUUACCAAUACGACUGUGAUAUAAAAGUCAAAAAAAAGAAGAUCGAAUUAACUGUUUUAUGAACUGUAGAUUGUUUUUUAUAGAUCUGUUUUUUAUUCGUGAAGAACUUUUGUUCAAUUCAUCCAAUAAGAAAAGACUUUAAGCAGGAUGAAGAACAGAUAUUUUUAUAAUGGAUUGUAGAAUAUAUAUUUGUGUAGAAAUGAUGAAAUAAACUUGUGUUGUCCUUGUAUAUUAA